AUGUCCUUCAUUAUCAAUGGUGUUAUGGAAGAGCCGGUCGAAUGGGAAAAUGGUAUGCUGACAAGAAAGGAAGCUUUUUCAGGAGAAUCACUCUCGGCCAGGGGAAGAGGAUCCCCAUCCCAGCCCCUGAGCUAUGACUCAGAUCGAGGUGGACGUCUCCAAGAUUCACCACGCUCGUCCUUGGAUUGCCUAAAUCCAAAAGGAGGGAACUUUGAGUUUGAAGAUUACAUCAGGACGCUCCUUGAGCUGUCAUGGAAACAGGAUAAUACCUUGACAUCACUUCUAUCUUUCUUGUUUCAGCUCUGCUCUGAUUUUCUUCCUUCAUGUCACUAA
Messenger RNA from Vicia faba (fava bean), 333 nucleotides. The record is from the annotation of a GenBank genome assembly. NCBI's taxonomy places the organism in Eukaryota, Viridiplantae, Streptophyta, Magnoliopsida, Fabales, Fabaceae.